AUGGGAAGUGGUAAAGAGCUGGGAAGAGACACAAUUGUUGCUAUUAUAACCCUCUAUAAGGAGGGUUAUAAGUGUAAAGAUAUAGCCACUCGUGUGGGAAUAGGAGUGCGGCAAGUUCAAAAGUGGAUCAAGAAAUUUAGAGACGGCGGAGGUGAGGAUAUUCCUACCCCCAAGCCUCGCUCUGGUAGGCCAAGGAAAAUACAAAAUCGUACUUCCAAGGGUAUGAAGAGGCAGAUGGAUAAAAAUCCAACAGUCACAGGUCGAAAACUGAAGGAAAAUAACCCUGCACUGCUCCAGGACGUGUCUGUAAGAUGUAUUUCUGAUCAUUUACUCAAAGAUUUACAAUAUCGCAGUUGUUGUGCUAAAGUUCUUCCCCUCUUAAGUGUAAAAAAUGUACGGGAUCGCAUUGCUUUUAGCAAGAAAUAUAAGGAUUGGACCCUAGAAGACAGGGAACAAGUCUUGUGGAGUGAUGAGUCAACGUUUGUGGUGUCGUCUGGCUGCAGGUCCAAGCGUGUCAGGCGUCCCAAAGGAUCGGACCCAAAUGGCCCCCGCUACACAGCUAAAGUUGUAAAGCAUGCUCCAAGUGUUAUGGUGUGGGGAUGCUUUGCAUUUGGUGGAGUUGGCAAUUUAGUAUUUUUUGAAAAAAAUGAGAGUGUAAAUCAGCACAGUUAUUUCGAGUUAUUGUGUGAUAACCUGCCUGAAAGCUUUGAAAAGUGUAACGCUAGCUGGUUUAUGCAAGAUGGAGCUCCUGCUCACACAGCUCGAUCUAUUAUCUAG
This is a messenger RNA of Homarus americanus (American lobster), 777 nucleotides long. RefSeq lists its product as uncharacterized. The transcript has a single exon. The record is from RefSeq and is a predicted model, not a curated record. Bases 1 to 777 code for a protein of 258 amino acids. Lineage: Eukaryota; Metazoa; Arthropoda; Malacostraca; Decapoda; Nephropidae. Gene Ontology annotation, molecular function: nucleic acid binding.